Molecule: messenger RNA, 2922 nt
Organism: Encephalitozoon hellem ATCC 50504
Lineage: Eukaryota; Fungi; Microsporidia; Unikaryonidae
Product: putative E1-E2 ATPase
Exons: 1
Coding region: 1-2922 (973 amino acids)
Biological process (GO): intracellular calcium ion homeostasis
Cellular component (GO): endoplasmic reticulum membrane
Molecular function (GO): ATP hydrolysis activity; ATP binding; P-type ion transporter activity
Source: RefSeq, a predicted model, not a curated record
AUGCAUAGUAUAUACAAAGAAAAGCCACUUUAUAGGCGGGCAUACGCGGCUCCGUUGCUCAUGCUUCCUGUUCUCCUGAUGAUGAGCAGCUAUCCCCAGGUGGUGGUUGUGUUCACAUUGCUACUGGCCGGAACGAUGUUCCUAUCAACGUUCUGGUCGACUAGAGUCCGUAUUUUAUUUUCGAUGGAUUCUGAUCGUAAAGGUGAUUAUAUAUUGUACUCUGGAUCCUUAUGCAAACUCAGAAACGGGGCUUUUGAGUUUGAGAAAUCUGGAUAUCUGCUAGACGACGAGGGGAUUAUAAGGCUGAGAGCAAAUACCAAAAGACCGUUCAAAUACUAUGCAGGAUGGCAGGAAAAGAGAGACAAGUUUGUUGAGACAAGGCUUAUAAAGCACUUUAAGAAGAACAGGUUCGAUAUUGUACCUCCAUCAUUCUUCCAAUUGUUUUUGGAGCAUGCAGUGUCUCCGCUAUUUGUAUUUCAAGUUUUCUCUGGGCUUCUGUGGUGCCUUGAUGAAUAUGUUUACCAGGCCAUAUUCAGUCUUGUGAUGCUGGUUGUUCUUGAGUCUGGACUUGUUUUCCAAAGGAUGAUGACAGCAAGACAUUUCAGAAAGAUGAGCCAUUCUAAUGUUAAUGUCGAAGUUCUGUAUGAUGAGAGAGAAGGCACAAACAAGAAUGAAAGGAAGGUAGUGUCUUCAGAGGAUUUGUUUCCUGGGGAUGUUAUCAAAAUCACUUCCUCUGUGAUUGUUCCUUGUGAUCUUCUACUGGUCAAGGGAUCCUGUGCUGUAAAUGAGGCAAUGCUUUCUGGAGAGUCUAUUCCUCUUGCAAAAGAAGAUAUUUCAGAAAGAAAUCCUAAGGAUAUAUUUGAUAGAUGUAAAGACAAGAGACAUGUAUUGUAUGCAGGCACAGAAAUAGUAAUGAUAAGAGACUCUCCAUUGGUAUGCUUUGUGCUGCACACGGGGUUUGAAACCGAGAAGGGAGGCCUUGUUAGGAAGAUGAUGUGUACUGAGGAAGUGACUGUAAAUGAUAGGGAGGCCUUUGUUUUUAUAUUUGCUCUUCUAGUGUUUGCAGUUAUUGCUUCUAUUUAUGCCUACAAAGAGGGAAAGAAAAUGGGAAAAUCUAACUAUAAGCUACUUUUGGAAGUGAUCCUAAUUUUGACGAAUGUAGUUCCGACGGAGCUCCCUAUGGAGUUGAGCAUGGCUGUCAACAGUUGUGUCAGAGCACUUAUUCAAAAGGGCGUGUAUUGUCUAGAGCCUUUCAGAAUUCCAUAUGCAGGAAAGGUGGAUGUGUGUUGCUUUGAUAAGACCGGAACACUAACAGAGACAGUCAUGGAAGUUGCAGCCCUUAAGCAUGAAACGGAGAAUUCAACAAACGUGCUUUCAAGCUGUCAUUCCUUACUGUUACUCAACGGAAAAGUGACUGGGGAUCCUUUGGAAACCAGUGCUUAUGAAUAUCUGAAAGGUACUGGGAUGCCAGAAAGCAAAUGCUUUGGAUAUAAGGUUCACAAAACCUACGCUUUCUGUUCCGAGCUAAAAAGAAUGACCGUGGUUGCUGAGGCAGAAGGGAUGAGCUUCGUCGGGAUGAAAGGAGCUCCAGAAGUCGUCAAGCUGUAUCUAGAUUCUGUGCCCGAGUUCUAUGAUGACUACGAAAAAUAUGCGGCUGAUGGAUAUCGAGUGUUGGCGCUUGGAUUCAAAUCCAUCAAGAAACAAGAGAGGUAUGAUAGAGAGGAGGUGGAAUCAAAUCUGUCUUUUGCAGGGUUUGUGCUAUUUGACUGCAAGUUGAAAAAAGAUGUAAGAGAGACCAUUGAAGCCCUCCAUGCUUCGGGACACAAAGUGGUGAUGAUAACUGGAGAUAACGCACUUACAGCCAGAAACGUCUCGAAGAAAAUUGGGAUAUCAGAUAGAGCUGUCGAAGGGUCGGAAAUAGAUAAGGUAUUAGAGAGUGAUGAGUUUUUUUCUGUAUCGAUCUUUGCUAGGGCAGAUCCUACUCACAAGGAGAGAAUAAUCGAGAAAUAUAAUAAGGCAGGGAGGUAUACAUUAAUGUGUGGAGAUGGAACAAAUGAUGUUGGGGCACUGAAAAGUGCUCAUGUGGGGAUAGCUCUUAUGGAAGCACCAGUGGUUGUUAAGAAGAAAGAGAGGGGGAAAAGCAGUGAAGAAAAGAUGAUGGAAGCCAUAUCAAAGGAUCUAGGCGAGGAGAAGAUAAAUCUUGGAGAUGCAAGCGUUGCAGCACCUUUUACAGCCAAGACUGGGUCUCUAGACUCUGUCCUGGAUGUUGUGAGACAAGGAAGAAGUGCCUUGGUGACAACGAUUCAAAUGUAUAAGAUUCUUGCAUUGAACUCUUUAGUUAGUGCAUUUUCAUUGAGCGUCUUGGAUUGCAUGGGUGUUAGAUAUGGAGACAUUCAGCUUACAGCUUCUGGGCUUCUCAUCGGAUUUGCAUUUAUGUUUUUGACUCAGAGCCAGCCUCUCAAGGAAAUAAGCAAAAAGAAGCCCUUGACGAAUAUCAUCAACCCGUACAUAGUCUCUUCUGUUGUCUUUCAGGUUGCUGUUCAUAUAGCCUCCUUUCUCAUUAUGAUAAGAAGAAUAAGAGAAAUAGAGGUGCCUGUGUACAACGAGAAGUUUUCUCCUUCAUUGAUGAACUCUGCUUUGUUUUUCCUGUCGACAACACAGCAGAUAUCGACGUUUCUUGUGAACUACAUAGGAAGGCCCUUCAGAGAAAGCCUUCUCGAAAACAAGAAGCUCCUUGGAUGCCUUGGGGUUCUGUUAUUCUUUAUACACCAACUUGUACUAGGGGAUAAUGAUGAGCUUCGUAUGAAGAUGGAGGUUGUUGACAUGGGGGAAGUCAAGGUGUUUGUUUACACUGUACUGGUGAUGGACAUAAUUAUGUGUUACUUUGUGGAAAAGAUAUGCUUCUAUAUGUUCAUGCUCUAA